This is a messenger RNA of Penicillium diatomitis, 1104 nucleotides long. RefSeq lists its product as uncharacterized. NCBI's taxonomy places the organism in Eukaryota, Fungi, Ascomycota, Eurotiomycetes, Eurotiales, Aspergillaceae. The record is from RefSeq and is a predicted model, not a curated record. Bases 1 to 1104 code for a protein of 367 amino acids. The transcript has 3 exons.
AUGCCGCGAACAUUACCUUGGUUGAUACACAAGGGGAAUGCUAGUCCAGUGAAACAACAGUCGCGCCCCCGCAAGAGGGCGAAGCGAGAAUGCACGCCUGUCGAUGAUGAUGAUAACGACAACGCGACAUCAAGGGGACCUCCUAAAACGCCGGAGAAGCGGGAUUUCUUCCGAUCUUCGCAAACCCCGCCUAGCUCUCCUGCGCGACAAUGUCCUCCCCAAGAAUUUCUCCUCGAAGGACUGGACCAUGAUGACGCUUGGAUCAUGGUGGAAGAUGAGUUCUACGCCAUAGCGCUGAGUUUUACACAGCAUCUUCAUUACGCGGAGUAUAUUCGAAGAAAGAAGGAAGCGAGGUCGCGAGGCACUCAAGGCCUGAAUAAUCUUCAACGACCGACAGAUGGCCGAACAGCUCUGCCAAAGGAGAGCGAGCGGAAAAAAGAAGCAGAAUCUCUCCAUGCUCGGCAGCAGGCUGGGCUGGCAGACAUCAAGCCAUUAGAAGAGGACUUGGAUGACGAUGACGAUACCACCUGGGCGGGGACCCAUCUCCACGGGCUGAUGACUAGUCCCAGGAAAUCAAGGUCUCUGAUGGGCGUUUAUGGGGUGAAAUCUGCGACGCGAGCGGCUGCAGGGUACAAACAGGCUGGUGGGAGUGGUGGUAGAGCCGCAGGCGGGGAUCUUCCACGGGAACGCGUAUCUAAACAGCGAGCCGCGACGGACAAGAUGGCUGAUCUAGACGGGGAAACGGCCUCGGACACUGAUGACCUCAACGGUGACACAGAUCCAGGUGAAGAAACAGAAGGAGGAGAGGACGACGAUGAUCUUGAGGAGCUGGCUCCAGCACAGUAUGAAAGAUCUACGGUUUCUACAUCAAAAUCUAUAGUGCGGCCAGACCGCCAAGAGAUGGAUAACGCUGUACAAGUGCAACGAGUGGCCCCGGCUGUACAGACAAGCAGCAGAUUCAGAUCUCGGGUUCAAAGUCUAUUUGAUGAUCUAGAUGGGCUACCGGAGCCAUCGCAAUGCGUCAAAGUGGAAAAGAACACGAAGGUUUCCUCAGACCCCGAGAUUCAGCCAUUCAGAAACCUGCAAACCACCAGACAUAACUGA